ACUCAUGUUUCACAUAUCCAUCAAACAAAACACUAAUAAUCUUUGUUUCUCUUUCUCUCUCAUUGAAAACUGUGUAUUUAUUUCUGAGUGAGUGAGAGUAGGUUUGCAGCCAUUGAAGCAUAACUGACCUUACAAAUCAAGCAACCUACUCACCAUAGCCAUACUCUUUCUUUCCUCUUUUGCCCCAAACAACCAAACACACCCUUUUUUCACAUCACACAUUCCUCUUUUCCUCAUCACAAAUUCUCUCUCCCUUUUCAUCAUUUUCUUCUUCACACAAAGAAAAUAAAAAAAUGAACUUUGGAGACACCACCAACACCUUCACCCCCACAAAACAGGAAACCAGUAACAACAUUCUUUCCUACUCAUCAUGCCUACAACCUACUACUCCUAAUUCUACCCACAUCACCACGCCGCCGCCGGACAGUUACGCCGCCGCUCACCGCCGCCAACUAUACGCCAGAGAUGGGUCUCACGUGCACUGGGACCCUCACCUCACGUGCUUGCAUCUCGGUAAGAGACAUUACUUUGAGGAUGUUACUGUCGAUGAUGUUAAUAAAUAUAAUAACAAUAGUAAUAAUGUUACCACUCUGGGGAAACCACACGUGUGCCGCGUUCCUGGUGGUGGUGUUGUUAUUUCGGGGAGCCGACACGUGGGCGCUGACGAUGGUGAUAUUACACUCGGGAAUCGGCACGUGUACGGCAGUGAUGAUGGUGGUGGUUACUUUUCAGAGAGCAACGAUAAGAGAGCGCGGGGGUGUCAUGGAGGAGCUACGGGUGGGGGUGGCCGGAGCGCGAAAACGGCGGCGUUUGGGAUGGUUCCGAGGUGUCAGGUGGAGGGGUGCCACGUGGCGUUGGUGAAUGCGAAAGAGUACCAUAGGAGGCACAGAGUUUGCGAUAUGCAUUCGAAGGCACCCAAAGUUGUGGUGUUGGGUUUGGAGCAGAGAUUCUGUCAGCAGUGUAGCAGGUUUCAUGUGGUGUCAGAGUUUGACGACUCAAAGAGAAGUUGCAGGAGAAGAUUAGCAGGCCAUAAUGAGAGAAGAAGAAAAAGCUCUCACCUUUCUGUUACCAGAAGUUCUAGACAAGGGUGUGCUCUCUCUCUUCUGUCAUUUGGGAGCAGUGAUGCUGAUCUCUCUACAAGAUGCAGUGCAGCAUUGCUUGAACUGAUAGCAGAAAACCGUGCUGCUCUAAUGACAAGACAACAAGAAGAACAUGUUUAUGUUGUGGGCCACCAUGAUGAUGAUGCAGUGGAUGAAGAAGAACAAGAGUUUGUCGAGUCAAAUUAUUUUCCUCAGCACAUGUUUUUCCAGACACAAUAAUAAUGCUUGUGUUCUGAUAUAACUGCUGAGGUGACGCUCAAUCUGAUGCUGCAUUUUCCACACUGCAUGGAGAGCCUUUGUUUCUUUUGUUUCCAUGCCUAGCUGUGAAUGCUCAUUUCUCAAGUAUUUUGCUGCA
Messenger RNA from Vigna radiata var. radiata (mung bean), 1455 nucleotides. RefSeq names its product squamosa promoter-binding-like protein 9. Gene Ontology annotation, molecular function: DNA binding. The record is from RefSeq and is a predicted model, not a curated record. Lineage: Eukaryota; Viridiplantae; Streptophyta; Magnoliopsida; Fabales; Fabaceae. Gene Ontology annotation, cellular component: nucleus. The transcript is spliced from 3 exons. Bases 294 to 1319 code for a protein of 341 amino acids.